AUGUAUAAAAAUAAACAAAAAUUUCGAAAUAGAAAAAAAUAAUUAGAAGAUUAAAAAUUUAAUAUUAUUAUAACAUACUCUAAAAAUUAAAAUAUAAAAUAAAACACUAAAAAAAAUAUUAAUAAAUAAAAUAUAUUAAUUAAAAUAUAUUUUCUUAAUAUAAAAUAAAUAAAUAUUUUAAAUUAAAAAAAAAUGAUUAUUGGAGGUUCUCAUAGAGGUUCUAGAUCAUCUCAAAUAGUUCGAAACUUCGAAGCCUUAAAACAAUAGGUUCAAAUAAAUAACUAACUUCGUUAAGAAAGACAAAGCAAUUAACCUAAUAUACAUUUAGACGCUAAAGCAUAUCCAGCAACUAAGGAAUAUGCAGCAGGUAAUCGUGCUCCUUUAUUAAAUUACGAAAUUGAUUUACAUAAUAACGAAUAAUAAUUAUCAAAUAUAAAUUUUAUAGAUGCAACUAAUCAAAAAAAAGAUUAAGAAGUUCAAAAAGGAGAAACAUUGAAAAAAAAAGCCGCUGCUAAUCUCGAUUCUUAAGUAUAUGAUGACCAUCGUAUAUCUUUAGAAGCCUUAAAAGAAAAAUAUCAUACAGAUUAUGAAAAUGGAAUAACCGAAGUUUACGCAAUAGAAUAAAAUAAAAUUCACGGAGAUAAUAUAUUAACAGCUAAAGAAAAGAGUUCUCUUUUGCUGAAAUUUAUACAUGAAAUUACUAACGCCUUCGCAUGUUUAUUAUGGGCAGGAGCUGGUUUGUGUUUCCUUUCUUAUGGAUUAGAUGAAUCAGAUCCUUCUAAUUUAUAUUUAGGGAUAGUUUUAAUUGCCUUAAUUAUUGUUUCUGGAACAAUUACUUUUUAAUAAAAUUUAGCUUCGGAAGCACUUAUGGAUUCUUUUAAAAGUUUUUUACCUUCAAAUUGCACUGUUAUUCGUGAAGGAAAGACUCAAGUUAUUCUCGCAGCUAAGCUUGUAUGUGGAGAUAUAGUUAAAGUUAAAGCUGGAGAAAAGAUUCCGGCUGAUAUAAGGAUUCUGUAAAGUGCAGAAAUGAAAGUUGAUAAUUCCCCUUUAACAGGAGAAGCUGAGCCUUAAUUAAGAACUAAUAUCUGUACCCAUCCCGAUAAUCCACUAGAAACUGCAAAUCUGGCUUUUUUCGGUACUCUAUGUAAAGAAGGAUAAGCAAAAGGCAUUGUAGUAAGAAUUGGAGAUUCUACAACUUUAGGUUAAAUUGCAAACUUAACAUAAAAUGACUAAAAAGCGAAAUCACCUUUAAGGCAAGAGUUAGAUUUAUUGGUAAAAUACGUAAUUAUUUUAGCUUGUAUUCUUGCUUUUUUAUUCUUCAUUUUAGGUUGGUAAGUUAUCGGAUACCCAGUAUUGCCUUGUGUCCUUUUCGGGAUAGGAAUCCUUGUUGCAAACGUACCGGAAGGUUUAAUGGGAGAAGUUACCAUCUGUUUAGCUAUUACAGCUAAAAUUUUAGCUGCUAAAAAUGUAUUGGUGAAAAAUCUAGAGGCAGUAGAAACUUUAGGAUCUACUUCUUGUAUAUGUACUGAUAAAACUGGUACUUUGACACAAAAUAUAAUGACAGUAGAGAACUUGUGGUAUAAUCAAAAUGUAAUAAAAGCAAUAAAUAAAAGCCUUGUUACAUAAGCCUAACCAUAAUUAUAUGAUGAAAACAAUACCUGUUUUUAAGCUUUGCAUAAAGCCGCAAUUCUCUCUAGUGAAGCCAAAUUCGAUAUUUCUAACGAUUUAAAUAAAGAUAAUAUAGAUUAUAAGAAAUGCUCAGCUAUAGGUGAUGCAACAGAGACAGGAAUUAUUAGAUUCUAUCAAUAUAUCGAAGACAUAGAAAGUACACGUAAAAAAAUAAAUAUCGCGAAACAAAUAGAUGGGCAAGAGGCUAGAAUGCCUUUUAAUUCAACUGUAAAAUUUGCUUUAGUUGUUGUAGAGGAAUAAACGGAAAACAGCGAUUAUUGCAUUUAUAUAAAAGGAGCUCCUGAGAAAAUAUGGACUUUUUGUUCAAAAGUACUAAACAAUAACCAAACAGAAUAAUUAGAUGAAUAAUGGGAACAUUAAUUUCAAAAAAUAAAUGAUUAAUUCGGAAAACAAGGCUAAAGAGUAUUAGGAUUUGCUAAAUUAAAUUUACCAAGAAUAUCUUAUCCCUUAAAUAAGUGUCAAUUUUAAGUUUCUACUGUUGAAAAAUAUAAUUUCUAAAUGUCUGAUUUCACCUUUUUAGGUUUAAUUUCAUUGAUUGACCCUCCCAAAACUAGAGUCCCAGCUGCCAUAUUAGAAUGUAGGUCUGCCGGAAUAAAAGUAAUAAUGGUGACAGGCGAUUAACCACCUACAGCAGCUGCUAUAGCCCGCUAAGUAAAUAUAAUACCUAAAAGAAUAAAAACCAAUAUCGAAAUAAUGGAAGAAGAAAAGCUAGAUUGGGAUUCCGCAGUAGAAAAAUGUAAAGCAAUAGUAGUCCAUGGAGAUUAAAUAGUGAAAUCUUUAAAUAAAGAAGUUCUUGAGGGAAUACCCGAAUUCACUUACCUUAGACAAUGGGUAAAAAAGCCAUAUUGUGUAUUCGCCAGAACAACUCCUGCAUAAAAACUUUAAAUAGUAAAAGCUUGCUAGGCUGAAGGACAUAUUUGUGCAGUUACAGGGGAUGGUGUUAAUGAUUCUCCGGCAAUAAAGCAAGGUGACAUAGGAAUUUCAAUGAACCUUUCAGGAUCUGAUGUUACUAAAGACUCCGCUGAUAUGAUUUUAUUAGAUGAUGAUUUCGCUUCAAUAGUUUGCGGAGUUGAAGAAGGUAGAAAAAUUUUCGAUAAUUUAAAAAAGGCAGUAGUAUAUGUAAUUACAACUAAUAUUCCUGAAAUCUUUCCUUUUACAGCUUUUAUCUUUUUUUAAUUACCCCUUCCAUUAUCUAAUAUUUUCAUGAUUAUUCUCUGUGUAGGUACUGAUAUAGUUCCUGCAAUUGCUUUAGGUUAUGAAUUUGCUGAAAUAGAUGUAAUGACUAGAAAACCUCGUAAAAAAUCUGAACAUUUGGUAUCUAUGAAAAUUGUUGUUCAUGCAUAUUUGCUUAUGGGGCCUAUUGCCUUUGGAGGAGGCUGUGCAGCUUAUUUUACAACUAUGAAUUAAUUAGGUUUUCCUCUUAAAUCCUUAUUUGGAAUGGCUAUUAGAGAUGGAAUACAUAAACCACCAGCUGGUGAUUUCUAAGAUGGAGGUUUUUGUAAAAACACAUAUAAAAAUGAUUGUGCGUAUUUUAAUAAAGAAUUUAUGAACGAAAACUCUCUAAACUGUAUGGAAGAUCUUAAUAAUCCGAAAAUCUCUACUUGGAAAGUUAAUUGGCUUUCAGACUAAGAUGGACAAUUCGAUUUAAGAAAAGGGUUCAUUUAUUGUAAUAAAAGUACUGGCCUAUGGACUCCUCAAGUCGCUUUUAAUUAUUGUAAUAAAGAAAAUAACAUUUCUCCAAUUAGUGGGGUUACAGCCUGUUAUACUACUGAUGCUUUGAAAUAUGGAUAAUCGGCUUGGCUCGUGGCUGUUAUUUUCUUUUAAAUUUCUAAUGUUUUCGCUUGUAAAUCUAGAAGAAACCCCUAUUAUCUUACCCCUCCUAAUAAAGUUAUUUUCAUAGGCAUUCUAGUAGAAAUUUUAAUUGCUGUUUUCUUGCUUUAUGUUCCUGGCGUUUAAAAAGUUUUCGGAGCAAGACCACUUACUUGGUGGUAAUUUGCUAUGCCUGCUUUGCCUUUUUCUAUUGCUGUUAUGUUAUGGGAAGAAACUAGGAAGUUUUUAGUUAGACGCUUUCUUUGGUUCGAAAAAUAUUCAUUCUGGUGA
Ichthyophthirius multifiliis is the source of this 3789-nucleotide messenger RNA. RefSeq names its product Na,H/K antiporter P-type ATPase alpha subunit family protein, putative. Lineage: Eukaryota; Ciliophora; Oligohymenophorea; Hymenostomatida. The record is from RefSeq and is a predicted model, not a curated record. Gene Ontology annotation, molecular function: ATP hydrolysis activity; P-type sodium:potassium-exchanging transporter activity; ATP binding. Gene Ontology annotation, biological process: potassium ion import across plasma membrane; proton transmembrane transport; sodium ion export across plasma membrane. Gene Ontology annotation, cellular component: membrane. The transcript has a single exon.